This is a messenger RNA of Zingiber officinale, 1746 nucleotides long. RefSeq names its product brassinosteroid-responsive RING protein 1-like. The record is from RefSeq and is a predicted model, not a curated record. Gene Ontology annotation, molecular function: ubiquitin protein ligase activity. NCBI's taxonomy places the organism in Eukaryota, Viridiplantae, Streptophyta, Magnoliopsida, Zingiberales, Zingiberaceae. The transcript is spliced from 2 exons. The coding region runs from base 880 to 1350 and encodes 156 amino acids. Gene Ontology annotation, biological process: protein ubiquitination.
AAAUUGCCAUCUUUGAUGUGUGAUUGAAGUUAAUUAAUCAUUUGUUUGUAUAUCAACUCAAAUUAAAGAUGUCUAAAUCAGCUUGAACAUAGAAGAGAAAGAAAUAGGAGUAGAUAAGAAAAAAAGUUGCUUUCUAACUUACCGAGAUCGGUCGGUGGAGUAAGGACAAAGGAUUUGAACUUCGAGAUGAAAAGGAUCCCUUAAGAAGACCACCUGUUCAGGAUGCUUGUAUGCUUUGAAGGCGAUUAUGACAUCGAUACAGCCUGGUCGAUGCCAAUCGACAAUGGCAUCCAACAUAGAGCAUUUUGGCAAUGUUGUAACCCUGAAAAACAAGUCUGGUAUUUGCUCAACAAUUUCUAAUAAUUCUUCCUUUUACUGAGAACUGAAUUAACUGACUUGUGGAAAUCUGAAGGUCAUGAUGAUAAUAUGUUGCACUACCAAACAACUUUUUUCAGCUAAUGAGUCAAAUGCACAGCAAUAAAUCAUGCUUCCCUCCACAGGGUCCAUCACAUGCCAUUCUUCUGGUCUUUCUACACAAAGAGAUGGGGACGGAAUUGGCCACACCUCCACCUUCAUCCAUGUUCAAAAUUGUGCCCAACUCAACCACCACUUCUCCAGACACAGACACCGUUACAUAGAGCAAAAAGCCAAAAAAAAAAAGUGACCCCCCAAAAUCCUUAUUAGCUGUGAGAUUCUCUCAGGCAUUUCCUCAAGCAUUUACCAGUCACAUCCCCCUUCCUAUAAAAUCCCUCGGGCAUUUGCACAAACACAUUGAUUCUGUCAGGCAUUUAGACGAACACUUCCAGUUGCUGAGUUGCAGGCUACCUUAUCGACAAUUCUUUCAGGGGAUUCAUCGAACACUUGUCACGCACUCUUGCCAUGGGCUUCCCCACCGGCUAUCCCGAGCUCCCUAAGCUGCUCCUCCACCUGCUGUUCCUAUUGGGCCACCUGCGGAAGCUCCUCAACUGGAUCUCCCGCUGCCUCGGCCUCUCGGAGUCCGACGCCGACCUGCACCAGGCGGCGGGCAUCUGCUUACUCCUCCCUGUGGUACCGGCGGAGCUGAUCCAGGAGGUCUCCCCAGCGACCCGGUUCGGGGACCUGGCGGGAGGCGAGAGCUGCUGCUGCGCGGUGUGCCUGUCCGAGUUCGAGCCCGCGGACGAGGUCAGGCGGAUGAGCGACUGCCGCCACGUCUUCCACCGCCACUGCGUCGACCGGUGGCUCGAGCACGGGCAGAGCACCUGCCCCCUUUGCCGCGCCCCGCUGUUCCCACCCGAACCGCCCGCCGCCGACGACGACGACGAAGACUCCCCCUGCUCCCUCCCGCUGCCGCUAGGGUUGCCCUCGCCCUAGAAACCUCGGGUGGCGAAGCGAUUCCUGAGACGCACUCGGUCAUGCCUGCUCUUUUCUGGAGGAGAGGAGCGAUGGAGAUGGAUUGAAAUUGGGGAUUUUGGUUAUGGAGAUCGAGGGAGGAGUCAGCUAUCAGAUCGUCGAUCGAGGGGGGAUCAGUUUCAAUGUCUGGUCGAAUCAUUGAAUCCUACGCCCAGUUUCUUCUCCGGACUUACCAGCAAAAAUUUUUAUUGCUGAAUGUUUGUGAACUCCAAAAUAUUCUGAAACAAAGCUUUUUUUUUUUUUGCCCCCUCUUUCAGAAUAAACAGAGCUUGUUUUAGAAAGAAUUUAUAACUCAUGUUAGAAUGUGUUAGGUUUGAUGAAUUUGUUAUGAAAUCUUAAUUUUCAUUAUUUUUUUAA